AUCCCCCAAAACCCGGCGCAGAAACGGCUCCGGGAACUCGCCAUGCUGAGCAAGCAACUGCAGCAGGUUCACCCCAACGUCCUGGCCAAGGUGCUCAAGCAGGCAACCGUGUACCAAAACGAGGAGAUUGUGGUGAUCAACAAACCCUAUGGCCUCCCCGUGCACGGUGGCCCUGGGGUCAAGAACUGCAUCACUGACGUGCUGCCGAUUUUGGCCAAGAUGCUGGAGAACAUGAAAGCCGAACCCCUCCACCUCUGCCACCGGCUGGACAAAGAGACCACGGGCGUGAUGGUGCUGGCGCGGAGCAAGGAGGCGGCAGAGAAGAUCCGGCUCCUCUUCAAAACUCGGCAGGUGGAGAAGAUCUACUGGGCAAUUAGUUUGGGGGACCCAGACCCCCCCGAGGGCAUCGUGGAGAUC
Molecule: messenger RNA, 417 nt
Organism: Leptosomus discolor (cuckoo roller)
Lineage: Eukaryota; Metazoa; Chordata; Aves; Leptosomiformes; Leptosomidae
Source: RefSeq, a predicted model, not a curated record